UGGGCUGGCCGGUUUCAUCAAUGGACGUCACGCCACGUCGGAGUUUCCCCACACAGUGAGCCUAGAGGCCUGAGGAGCGAGGAAGAGGCUGAGAGAGACCGGAGCCAGGCGCUCUGCUCAGUUCGCCAUGAUCCCAGAUGAAACCCCCCUCUUUGACCCUCAUUUACUGGAGGAGAUCGACUGGAGUCAGAACACGGUGCCUUUCAGCCCUCCCAUCUCGCCGCGGAACCCCGGAGAGUCGCUGGUCCUGAGGCCGCUGUGUACUGCCGAUUUAAAUCGAGGAUUUUACAAGGUACUAGGACAACUGACAAAAGUAGGAGAUGUGUCGGCGGAGGAUUUUAUCAAAAAAUUUGACCACAUGAAGAAAACGGGCGACUACUUUGUGAUCGUGGUGGAAGAUUUGAAUCUCGGACAGAUUGUGGCUACGGCAACCUUAAUUAUAGAACAUAAAUUUAUACAUGCGUGUUCAAAGAGAGGUCGGAUAGAAGAGGUGGUUGUGAGCGAUGAAUGUCGAGGCAAACAGCUUGGAAAAUUGUUAGUAUCUGUGCUUACAUUGCUAAGCAAAAAGCUUGACUGUUACAAAGUUACACUGGAGUGCAAACCCAAGAACGUUGCCUUUUAUGAAAAGUUUGGCUACAGCUCCUCAGACGAGACCUACAUGCAGUGUCGCUUCUUCGACUGAAUUCCACUGAAACCAAAGAGAGAGACGAACGUCUUCACAGAGACCGGCCUGGACGCGCCUGGACUCAUCGCUGUAAUAAAAACGUGUAAAUAACAGAAUUGUUUUUAAACUAUUUAAGGGGAAAAAAAAAACGGAAUUUUGUUAAUAAGAGUAAAAAAAAAAACACUUUGCAUAAAAGAUGAUCGGAAUGUUAUUUGAAAAAAAAAAAUACAUAAAAAGAUCAGCAGAGUUUGAAAUGUUUCACCGUUGGAAUAAUUGAAAUUGUAUAGAAAAUGUUUUUUUUAAACUGUAAGUUAAGAGUAAAAAUGUUUUUACUGUA
Messenger RNA from Rana temporaria (common frog), 1001 nucleotides. It is a transcript of the gene GNPNAT1, whose product is annotated as glucosamine-phosphate N-acetyltransferase 1. The record is from RefSeq and is a predicted model, not a curated record. The transcript is spliced from 6 exons. Gene Ontology annotation, biological process: UDP-N-acetylglucosamine biosynthetic process. Gene Ontology annotation, cellular component: endoplasmic reticulum-Golgi intermediate compartment; endoplasmic reticulum; Golgi apparatus. NCBI's taxonomy places the organism in Eukaryota, Metazoa, Chordata, Amphibia, Anura, Ranidae. Gene Ontology annotation, molecular function: monosaccharide binding; glucosamine 6-phosphate N-acetyltransferase activity. Bases 128 to 682 code for a protein of 184 amino acids.